Messenger RNA from Alternaria atra, 2385 nucleotides. RefSeq lists its product as uncharacterized. Lineage: Eukaryota; Fungi; Ascomycota; Dothideomycetes; Pleosporales; Pleosporaceae. Bases 1 to 2385 code for a protein of 794 amino acids. The record is from RefSeq and is a predicted model, not a curated record. Gene Ontology annotation, cellular component: nucleus. The transcript is spliced from 4 exons. Gene Ontology annotation, biological process: regulation of transcription by RNA polymerase II; DNA-templated transcription. Gene Ontology annotation, molecular function: zinc ion binding; DNA-binding transcription activator activity, RNA polymerase II-specific; RNA polymerase II cis-regulatory region sequence-specific DNA binding.
AUGUCCGCUCCGGGCGCCGAGUGGAUAAGCGACAGGUCUCGCGACAAUUCCCCGGAAGCCCCCAACUCCACAGAAGGUCACGAUGGCUCGUCUCAGCGACGCACAAGCAAGAAGCGCAAAGUGUUGUCGUGCUACGCGUGCCGCAACCGCAAAAUGAAAUGUGAUCGCGUCUUCCCAGUGUGCGGCCGAUGCCAAAAAACUGGCAGAGGUCACGAGUGUACAUACGACCCUCGGCUACUCGAAGAGUCCCACCCUGGCGCCGGCGCAUCGUCAUUUGCCCUUGCUGAGCGGCCAGCCGAUAGCAACCCUCCCUCGGACACACCAGAUUCAUUGCAAUGGAAGCUCAGAGUGCAAGAGAGACGGAUCGCCAUGUUGGAGCAAAAGCUGGCCACACGGGAAAGCACCGGAAACCCUUCGCAAUACGAGGCCGUUAUCACUGAUGAGCCCGGGAUCAAAGAGGAAAUCAUGUUCAGAGGGAAAGGUUUCAAAUCCCAGUUCAAUGGUGCAACGAGCAUCAUGAGCAUGAUCUCCAUGAAUCACGAGCUGCAGGCGUUUACACGCGAGGCCUUGACUGUUGAUCAUUCAAUUAUGCGUGUCAAAACUGACUUCAAAACCUUCCGCGAUCAGAGGAAGAAGUCCGCAAAGUGCAAGACCGCCAGAAGCUCCGACGUCGAUUUCGAAAUAUUGGCCGUCCUCCCUGCGAAGAGCACUGUUGAUACACAAGUUGCCCUCUAUUUCCAGACGUGGGAGACAAGUUAUAGAAUCCUACACGAGCCGUCUUUCUGGGAAGAAUACCGCAUAUUUUGGGAAUCAGAUCAAGACAAGAAGGGCCUAGUUAGCUUCGCUGUCUUGCUCGUAUUGCUCGUUGCAAUCACGAAGUGUCUUACCCCGAAAGACGAUGUCUUCGUUGGCGAUACGACCGCCGACCGGCAAGCAGCUCAUGAACUCAUCGAUGUCUGCGAUAGCUGGAUCAGCGAGCAGCCUCGCAAACGGGUUGCUUUACCCUUCUUCCAAUUACAGUGCUUGUCGUUGCUUGCCAAGCGUGUCAAUUGCGUCCAAUUAAAGCAAGAUUGGAUUGCUUCGGGAGACUUACUUCGGCUAUCUCUUGCGUCUGGUAUGCACCGUGAUCCGCAUCUGCUCGGGCACGGUAAGAUGUCACCGUUCGAUGAUCAAAUGAAGAAGCGAUUGUGGGUCACUGUCAUGGAGUUGGAGCUUCAAUCGUCCAUCGAGAGCGGCAUUCAAUCUGGGCUUACCGGAUUAUACUUUGAUACGCCCGCGCCUGCGAAUCUUGCUGAUGAAGCCUUCUCACCGGACAUGCAAGACGUGCCGUUAGGUCAGUCCCCUGAAUAUUUCACAUCGGCAUCAUACCUUACCGUCACUCUAAAAUCACUUUCCCUUCGUAUCCAUCUCACGCACCUUUUGAACACACCUUCUAGCGCCCUUCAUUACACCGACGUACUGCACUAUGAUGCGCAAAUCCGCUCUGCAUUGGCCACCCUUCCCGUUUGGGAUGACGAUUGCGCGCUUGUACCCUCUACGCUCCUUCGUUUGCAAUUGCGUCAGUACCUUCUGCUGCUGCAUAAGCCGUACGCGAACUUGCUGGUUGCAAUGCACGAUCGCUUGAUAUCACAAGGCACCCUAGCACUUAACAACUUCCGCAACGAUAUAAUCAGGGCCGGUCUGGCACUUUCUCAAAUCGUGUAUCAGAAUUGUGCUCGUCGAAAAGUCAAGUCAUCCGCGUCCUAUGCAGCAGACUCUGAGACUCAACAUGUAGACCACCAUACCCAUUUUGCAGAUCUUCCUCUACCCAAACGUGCAGUGGGCUCCGAUUCACGAAUGGACCUGUACCUAGCGGUAUUGCCACAAGAGUCCUUCCUUGCAAGAACGCUGUGCGCGUCUUCAAUAGACAUUUUAGAGCGCACAAGACAGAUCUUCGAAGUCAAAGUCUUCCGGCUUGGGACGGGAUACAUGGAGUGCUGGCUUAUGUCUGCUGCAGUAGGCAUGCUGCCCCCUCCUCCGUCGCCUGCCACUUCUAUUGCAUACAUCAAUAAUGCUAGCGAUGACAUCCUCUCGAGAUGUAGAAAAACGCUCGACUGUUUCACUACAAUAGCUUUCAGAGUGCUAGCUCUACAGCAAGACCCCAUGAACAGCUUAGCGUCUUCCCUUCGCAACACUAUAGGCACCAGAAAAGAAACGGGAUCAACGACUAGGACUGCCGAAAAUGCGCCUCCCACGUUGCUGGACGAGGUAAGCAUGAACCUGGAUGUUGCCGGUGGCGCGAAAGACACGACCGGAUCUUUUGAUGCGCUACAGGACAUGCAGAUCGACAUGAGUGGCUGGUCGUUCUCCGACUUCUGGGCGUUCGACCUUGGCGGUGACUUCUAA